Messenger RNA from Radiomyces spectabilis, 1929 nucleotides. Its product is annotated as peptidyl-prolyl cis-trans isomerase-like 2. The coding region runs from base 89 to 1822 and encodes 577 amino acids. Lineage: Eukaryota; Fungi; Mucoromycota; Mucoromycetes; Mucorales; Radiomycetaceae. The record is from RefSeq and is a predicted model, not a curated record. Gene Ontology annotation, cellular component: catalytic step 2 spliceosome. The transcript has 6 exons. Gene Ontology annotation, biological process: protein polyubiquitination; protein peptidyl-prolyl isomerization; protein folding. Gene Ontology annotation, molecular function: peptidyl-prolyl cis-trans isomerase activity; ubiquitin-ubiquitin ligase activity.
CACACCCCGAAUUUGAAAUUAAAGCAUUACCCUUCUUUCUCUCUCUCUCUCUCUCUCUUCGUUCGGGUGAAUCUUUCUAUAGCGAAUCAUGGGUAAAUGGACGGAUAAACUUUACAUUACGCAUUCCGAAUGGAGUGGUGAAGUGGGUCAGCAUGGCGCUUCAUCGGGAACGACUGGACGCACUCGUAACGAAGGGUUUCGACGCUUACCGUUUUACUGUUGUUCACUGUCACUGCAGCCUUUUGAGCAUCCCGUAUGCACUGCGGACGGUAUUGUCUUCGACCUGAUUCACAUCAUUCCCUACAUCAAGAAAUACGGCACCAAUCCAGUGACCGGCGAACCACUUGCUGCCAAAGAUCUCAUUCAACUCCACUUCCACAAGAACGACAAAGACGAAUACUACUGUCCUGUCACCUAUAAAGUAUUCAGCGAUCACACCGCCAUUGCCGCCAUCAAGACUUCGGGUAAUGUGUUUGCCUACGAUACGAUCGAACGUCUCAAUAUCAAAGCAAAAUACUGGCGAGAUCUUUUGACCGACGAACCUUUUACUCGGAAAGAUAUCAUCAUGAUCCAGGAUCCUCACAAUCUGGAGAAACGCAACAUGUCCAAAUUUCAUUAUCUGAAGCACGAUUUGAAGGUGGUCAAUGCAGCGGAAGAACGAGAAAAGCGAAAAGCCAUCAAUAAUAUCAAUGUGGCCGGGAUUGGAGGAACCGCCGGUCGCGUGUUGGCCGAAUUGCAGAAAAAGGAAGAUGGCGGCGGAAACGACGAGUCAACCACACCAGCAGCAGCAGCGGAAACAACGAGCUCUCCUACAAGCGCGGGCAGUUCAGGAACAGCCGUGGCCGCAGUAAAGAAAGAGCAAAAAGCCACAAUAUUCCAUCCAAAAAAAGCGGCCACCCCUUACAAUGCGGCUCACUAUUCGACAGGUCGUGCCGCGGCUUCGUUCACUUCGACAGCCGUCGAUACAGUCACGGUGAAUGAACGAGCGUUGAUUGAUGAAGAAGAAUUCAUGUAUAAAUACAUCAAAACCAAAGGUUAUGCGCGGAUCAUGACCAACUUUGGCAACUUGAACAUUGAGCUGUAUUGUGACAAGGCCCCUCGCGCAUGUCACAAUUUUAUCAUGCUAGCAAAAUCCGGUUAUUAUAACGGCGUCAUAUUUCACCGAAAUAUCAAGAAUUUCAUGAUCCAGGGCGGUGACCCGACAGGAACAGGAAGAGGUGGCGAAUCCUACUGGAAGCAACCUUUUCCAGAUGAAAUCAAGUUCAAUUUAUCGCACGAUGAUCGCGGCAUUCUGAGUAUGGCGAAUAAGGGCAAAGAUACCAAUGGAUCACAAUUUUUCAUUACGUAUGGACCUUGUACGCAGUUGGAUCGAAAACACACCAUUUUUGGCCGUGUGGUUGGCGGCUUGGAUGUUCUGAACAAGAUGGAAGCGGUGCCUGUGGAUGAUGCCGAUCGGCCGGAACGCGAUAUUCGAAUGAGAGAAGUGUCGGUGUUUGUCGAUCCGUAUGAGGAGUAUACCAAGCGGUUAAAGCGCAAACUCGAACGUGAAGCGAAUGCGGAAGCCGAUGAAGAGAAGCGACGUCAACAGCGUGAAAAAGAGGACAGUAUGGGAUGGUUCGGCCCCAAUAUCAAAAAGAAACUGAAUCAAGCCACGUCUACGAGCGGUGGAGGCGGGGGUGGCAUUGGUAAAUAUUUACAGUCAUCGACUCAGUCCGUCUCCUCAAAGAGCGGUGUGGCGGAGAGCGAUGACAUUCCAUCCGCUAUGCCACCAAAGAAACCCAAGUUAUCCGGCCGAGGCUAUGGCAACUUUGACAAUUUCUAAGAACUCUCCCUUCUCAUCCCUCUCUGCAUACAAUAAUAAAAUAGAAAAUUAUAAAUCGCUUAUAAUAACAUGGGCCAUCCUCCAUGACAAGGCAUUCCAUAAACAAU